UUAUACUUUUCACGGAUGAGUUGGGUCAUAUUUCCCACUGGAGAGCCAUCAUGGCAGGGAGUCUGGCUGGCAUGGUUGCAACUGUCGUGACUUACCCCACUGACGUCAUUAAAACACGGCUCAUCGUGCAGAACCGACUGGAACCGUCCUAUGGAGGAAUUCUUCAUGCUUUUUACAAGAUUCAUCAUCAAGAAGGACUCCUUGCACUCUACCGUGGUGUUUCACCAGCUAUAUUGGGUGCUGUCCCGUUUUCUGCGGGCUCAUUCUUUGUUUACAUCAAUCUGGACAAAAUCUGGCAAGAACCCACCACUCAUUUCACUCCUCUUCAGAACUUCAUAAACGGCUGCAUAGCAGCUGGUGUGGCACAGACGCUUUCUUUCCCCUUUGAGACUGUCAAGAGGAAGAUGCAGGCACAGAGUCCUUGGCUUCCCCACUAUGGAGCAGUUGAUGUCCAUUUUAAUGGCAUGGCUGACUGUUUCCGGCAAACUGUGAAGAGCAAGGGUGUGCUCGGACUCUGGAGUGGACUCACACCCAGUCUGCUCAAGCUAACUCCUGGUGUGGACCAGAGUUUACAGCCACAGGAACUGAGAGAAUUAAAGCUCCUUCGAAGGGACAAUUUUGAGCCAAGGAAAUCGACUCUUGAAAACUGA
Molecule: messenger RNA, 650 nt
Organism: Mesitornis unicolor (brown roatelo)
Lineage: Eukaryota; Metazoa; Chordata; Aves; Mesitornithiformes; Mesitornithidae
Gene: SLC25A43
Product: solute carrier family 25, member 43
Exons: 4
Coding region: 51-650 (199 amino acids)
Biological process (GO): transmembrane transport
Source: RefSeq, a predicted model, not a curated record